AUGGAGGUCAUCUUGGAUCGUGUGAAGCCUGCUCAUAUCAUCCUCACUUUCAUCUUCCAUUCCUUCGACUUCAUCUUGUCCGCCAAUCACAACUUAUCCUCAUUCGCCACCAGUAUUUUCCUCACAAACACCCUCGCCUUCCUCAUCAACCUGUUUCAACCGCAAAACCAAUGGUUACCAGGUCAGGACGGAGAGUUCGCGGCAAAGAAUGAUAUUACUGAAUUAAACUAUGCAGAAAACCAAUUCGAUAUGUUCGGCUAUGCAAAAUUCUUACCUAUGUCUGGUAGUGAUUUUGAAAACGCUAUGCUGAUGAACAAUGUGAGAUCGUGCCCAAGAACUAGAGCCAACCAACAAUUUUUCACAUACCCUAAUGACAUACCACAAUUAGUAGAUUGGAGCCAAGAAGGAGUGGUCGCUCCAGUACUGGAUCAAAAGAUGUGUAAGGCUUCCUGGUCCAUCAGUGUCGUGGGGGUUAUAGAAAGCAAGAUCGCUAUUGCGGACCUAAAAAAUGGAAUUAGCUCACCAUUUAUGAGACUUAGUAUUCAAGAACUUAUUGACUGCACGAUGGAAAAUAACGGGUGCAGCGGUGGUAAACCUGCCACAGCCAUUGAUUUCUUCAAGACCGCAAACCUGCCCAUCGUUACUGAAGAACAGUAUCCCUUAACGCUUGUGGACCAAGAAUGUAAAAUACCAAAACAUAAUACGGGUGUAUUUAUCAAGAAAAAUAACAAAUUAUGCAAUGUUAAAGAAGAAGAAUUGCUGCGUCUGAUCGCACGUGGUCCGGUAGUAGCACUAGUGAAUGCAAAAAGUUGGCAACAUUAUAUUCGUGGUGUGAUAAAACGCGCAUGUCUAACAACUGAUAAGGAACCCAACCACGUAAUCCUCAUUGUUGGAUAUGAUUUAAGCGAUGAAAUACCUUAUUACAUCGUCAGAAACUCUUGGGGUGAAAAUUUUGGGGACAACGGUUAUGUCAAGGUCGCGAUUGGUGAUAAUGUCUGUGGAAUUGCUAAUGAAAUCUUUUACAUAGAUGUAGUAGGCCCCUAA
Molecule: messenger RNA, 1044 nt
Organism: Achroia grisella
Lineage: Eukaryota; Metazoa; Arthropoda; Insecta; Lepidoptera; Pyralidae
Product: cathepsin O-like
Exons: 6
Coding region: 1-1044 (347 amino acids)
Cellular component (GO): lysosome
Molecular function (GO): cysteine-type endopeptidase activity
Source: RefSeq, a predicted model, not a curated record